AUGCCUAUCGUCAAGAUCCACGCCCGAUCUGUCUACGACUCCCGGGGCAACCCGACAGUCGAGGUUGAUGUUGUCACCGAGACCGGCCUCCACCGAGCCAUUGUUCCUUCCGGUGCCUCGACUGGCCAACACGAAGCUUGCGAACUUCGAGACGGUGACAAGUCAAAAUGGGGUGGAAAGGGUGUUCUCAAGGCCGUCGAGAACGUCAACUCCAUCAUUGGCCCAAAGCUCAUCGAGAAGAAGAUUGACCCCACCGAUCAGUCUGCUGUGGACAAGUUCUUGAUCGAACUUGAUGGUACGGAGAACAAGACCAAUCUGGGAGCAAAUGCCAUUCUAGGUGUCAGUCUUGCUGUUGCAAAGGCCGGUGCUGCCCAGAAGGGUGUUCCUCUCUACGCACAUGUUUCCGAUCUUGCAGGUACCAAGAAGCCAUACGUGCUUCCUGUCCCCUUCAUGAACGUCCUCAACGGUGGUUCUCACGCUGGUGGUCGUCUUGCCUUCCAGGAGUUCAUGAUUGUGCCUGAUCAAGCUCCUACUUUCUCCGAAGGUCUCCGAUGGGGUGCAGAGGUCUACCAGAAGCUGAAGACUCUCGCAAAGAAGAAGUACGGACAAUCUGCUGGCAACGUUGGUGACGAAGGUGGUGUGGCUCCUGACAUUCAAACCGCCGAAGAGGCUUUGGACCUGAUCACUGCCGCCAUUGAGGAGGCUGGGUACAAGGGCAAGAUGAAUAUUGCCAUGGAUGUUGCUUCCAGCGAAUUCUACAAGGAAGAUGAGAAGAAGUACGACCUGGACUUCAAGAACCCAGACAGCGACAAGAGCAAGUGGAUCACUUAUGAGGAAUUGGCCGACUUGUACAAGAACCUGGCAAGCAAGUAUCCUAUUGUCUCCAUCGAAGAUCCCUUCGCCGAGGAUGACUGGGAGGCAUGGAGCUACUUCUUCAAGACUUCCGACUUCCAGAUUGUCGGUGACGACUUGACUGUGACCAAUCCCAAGCGCAUUAAGAGAGCCAUUGACUCCAAGGCUUGCAACGCCCUUCUCCUCAAGGUCAACCAGAUCGGCACCCUCACAGAGUCCAUCCAGGCUGCCAAGGACUCCUACGCUGCUGGCUGGGGUGUGAUGGUCUCUCACCGUUCAGGUGAGACGGAGGACGUCACAAUUGCCGACAUGGUUGUGGGUAUCCGAGCUGGCGAGAUCAAGACUGGUGCACCAGCACGUUCCGAGCGUCUGGCCAAACUCAACCAAAUCCUUCGCAUCGAGGAAGAACUUGGAUCCAACGCUAUCUAUGCUGGCACCAGCUUCCGCAAAUCCGUUACCUUGUAA
Molecule: messenger RNA, 1317 nt
Organism: Exophiala spinifera
Lineage: Eukaryota; Fungi; Ascomycota; Eurotiomycetes; Chaetothyriales; Herpotrichiellaceae
Product: enolase
Exons: 3
Coding region: 1-1317 (438 amino acids)
Biological process (GO): glycolytic process
Cellular component (GO): phosphopyruvate hydratase complex
Molecular function (GO): magnesium ion binding; phosphopyruvate hydratase activity
Source: RefSeq, a predicted model, not a curated record